CUUAUUUUAUUUUUAUUCACUGAAUUUAAAUGACAUAAUUAAAGAAAAAUUAAAAAUAAUUUUUUUUAAAUAUCAUAUAUAUUCGAUUUUUAAUAUUACAAAGUCUCUUUACUCAAUAAUUGUAACUAAACACAAAAGAAAUAAACAUGAGUGCAUAAAAGUGAAAAAAUCACUUAAAUAAUCGCGCCGUCUCCGACAAAUUAGGGUUUCUCACUCCCGCAGACAUUGCCUCCGAUUGCGCUUCUCUCUCGCUCCUAAUUCCAACCCGUCUCAGCUCUUCGCCAACCCCAUUUUCAUACAAUCGGAUUCUACUGUGAAAUCUAGAAUGCGUUCCAUGGCUCGGAACAUAAUAAGCAUAGGGGGACCGGGAAAGUUAAUAUUUUUCUAAGUGGUGUUCAUGAAUAAUUUUCUACUGCCCAUGUAUAAGGAAAUGCCUGCAGAAUUUUCUCUGUCAUUGCUGCUGCAGAAUAGAUUCAUCAUGAUGGAGAUUCUGUAGUUUUUGAAGCUAAUAAGCUUAGGAUCUGGUAGCAAGUUCUUGCUUAGAUUGUAUUGUAGUAGUGGACUUUAUUAGGUCCACUUGCCAUAAGCAGGUGCAAUGUAUUAGAAUGUUGUACAUAGGGAAAAUGGAAUAAUUUUUUAAGUUGGUGUUCAGUAAGUUCUGAAUAUUUUGGGGAAGCAAGUGUAAUAGAUUUUUGUGAGUUACUCUGAAAGAUAGCUAAAACGGGGUCGCUCUGUUGUGUGGCUGCCAGGCCACAUGGAUCCAAUGCAGCCAGCAGGGAGUGGUCUAUGGGGACGCAUGAGCCUUACUGGCAAACUAAUUCAAGCUUCUCACCUCCCCCAUCGAGGUGGGAUUUCCGCUUCCAAUCUGAUGGGCUAUCACUUGGUUCUCCUGAUGGCAUUCCAUUGAAUGGUUCUUCAACAUCGUCGAAUAGUAGAGAAAGUCAGAGCUGGAUGAGAGGAAGCCAUUUCGCCAAUCACCAAUAUGUGACAUCUGAUGUUGUUGCACAGUACUUUAGUAGUCCAUCUGACAUCUCUCCGGCCCAGCAGUGGACUCCGCCAGCAAUACAAGACAUCAGUGUUGAUGAUUAUGGAACUUCAAGGAGAGGUCUGGGGCCAUUAUCCUUUUCACCAACAAUGGAGGGAACAUCUGCAGCUCAGGAUAGCAGAGGCUCUACUUCAUCUCGAUCGGACAGUAGUGGCUAUGAGCCAAUGGUCAAGUCUCAUUCCCCUAAUCGUCACUUUUCAAGUCGGCGUUGCUUUAUGUCGAAACCUGUUCAUCCAGUGUGCUUUCCGUCCGAAGCACCUACAAGGGAAGCUUCUGACACCACAGCCAUUGGUCUUUCAGAGUUCGAUGCCACGACUCCACAUAGAGAGAAAAAUCGCUUGAGCAGUGCUAGUGGCAGUAUUGAGUUCAAAGAUGUUUCUGAGUCAUUUGAAUCUGAUCUUUUUGGUCAAUCAUGCAAUCCAUCUGAUGUUUUCACAUGCGGAUUGUGUAAGAGGUUUCUUUCCCAGAGAUCACCUUGGAGUUCUCGUCGAAUUGUGAGAAGUGGCGAUAUGCCAAUUGCUGGAGUUCUUUCGUGCUGUCAUGUUUUCCAUGCUGAAUGCUUGGAGCAAACAACACCAAAGACUUGCAAAAAUGACCCUCCCUGCCCACUCUGUCUGAUAUCCGAAGGGGAGAGGUCCCCCGAGCUGCGAGUGAUUUCCAAGUUGGGGAAUGUUAUUCCUAUGCAUAAACCAUUUAGUGAGGAUGGACCAUCUAGGCCAUGGGGUUGUGCUCAGGUGGGUGAUUGUGUUGAAGGGGCUCUGCGUGCACCGCCUCGCAAUUAUAUGUUGUUACUCAAUCGGAAUCGCCUGAAAAAGAAUCUUUCCUUGAAGGGUCAUUCAGGCAAGGAAUUCCCGGGGAAGCCAAGGAAAAGUGGAUCAUAUUUGCCCCAAUUAUUUACUGGGUCAGUUGAUCAGGGUUCAGCUGGGUCCUCGAACCCAGCACAGGCCCUGCAAUGAAAUGAUGAUGAAAAUUCUGUACAUAACUGCAGACAAAUUCUCCAAUUGAUUUAUCAUUGGAGUUGUCUGAGAUUGCAAGUCUGAAGCUGAUGAAUCAGAGUAGGUGGUUCGAUGAUGUUGUAGUCUUAAUUUAGUGGAAAAUGUGGUUAAUUAUGUGCCAUGACAAAGAUUGGAUACAUGCGUUUCCUUUCAGCAUAUUGUUUCUGAUGCAAUGUAAUCACGUUGUCAUUUCUCUCUGUUUUCUGGAAUUUGGCUUCACUAAUUCGUUGGUGAGAUUUUUUUGAUUGACUGCUGGAUGCAAUUGUGUCGAGUUAAUUUUGGCUAGAUG
Molecule: messenger RNA, 2329 nt
Organism: Ilex paraguariensis (yerba mate)
Lineage: Eukaryota; Viridiplantae; Streptophyta; Magnoliopsida; Aquifoliales; Aquifoliaceae
Source: the annotation of a GenBank genome assembly